Cyclopterus lumpus (lumpfish) is the source of this 3980-nucleotide messenger RNA. It is a transcript of the gene zbtb41, whose product is annotated as zinc finger and BTB domain containing 41. NCBI's taxonomy places the organism in Eukaryota, Metazoa, Chordata, Actinopteri, Perciformes, Cyclopteridae. The record is from RefSeq and is a predicted model, not a curated record. Gene Ontology annotation, molecular function: protein binding; DNA-binding transcription activator activity, RNA polymerase II-specific; RNA polymerase II cis-regulatory region sequence-specific DNA binding. Bases 489 to 3326 code for a protein of 945 amino acids. Gene Ontology annotation, biological process: regulation of transcription by RNA polymerase II. Gene Ontology annotation, cellular component: nucleus. The transcript has 11 exons.
CCCUCUCGUGAACCUUAUGACACUGCUCGACGACACCCUCAUUUAAUUCGUAUUUUUGACUCUUCAUGCUUUGCAUACACAAUUAAUUAACAAAGCUACCUCGCCGUUUGUGUCUCGCGCUACCGCGUUAAUGGUGACCUCUGUUUACGGCCGUAAACGAGCGCGUUAGAGGACAAAAGCUGCACGAGCCAAUGGGCGGACGGUUUGUUACGUUGUCCGAUAUUUUUCCAGGAUGCAAGGUGGGGCGCUACACUUCUGAGGGAACUAUUAUUGCUCCGUAUUGUUGUCCGCGUUUCUCGUCAACUGGAGUGUGCAAACCUUUAAAAAAACGGCUCGUAUUCUUAAAAGGUAAGAUUCCGUUUUAAACGCCCCGAAAAAGGUUCGACGUCAAUUUCCGGGAAGCAGAAAGGGUCGUUUGUCAACAGUCUCCUCGGAGGGGGCCCGUCCGUCCCGCUGGCGUGAUUGAUGUUCGCCCAACAGACUCGCCAAUGAAAAGAAAGCCUUGUAAUCCGCCGCGUCCCAAACGCAGCAGACCGGUCGGUGCCAGCAAUGAAUCCGCUCCAGAGCCGGGCACUGUGCUUGGCUCCGACGCACAAGCAAACUCUGAAACUGUCCCAGAUUCAACCGCACAAAUCAGGAACCUGGCUAUGAGGCAGCACAGUCACAAGCUCCUCAAGUUCUUGAAUGAGGACCGGACCAGACGGAGGUUCUGCGAUGUGUCGGUGUCUGUGGGUGGGAAGCUCUACAGUGCCCACAAAGUGGUGCUGGCCCAUGGGAGCAGCUACUUUCACGCCGAGCUGUCCAAGAACCCCGCUACAGCGCACGUGACUCUGGACCACGUGGAGGACUCUGUUUUUCAGCACCUGCUCGGCUUCUUGUACACCUCCGAGUGCGCCGUCGCAGAGACGGACCUUCCAGCUCUCACUGAAGCGGCCCAAUUCCUGGACAUGAUGGAUAUACUAAAGCUGCUGUGUGACGAAGGGGACAACAACCCGGUACGUGGGAUCCAGGCACAAGGUGAGAUAAGAGGGUCACCUGAGGUGGAAAUGACCUCCAGUGACUCACCGGCAGGUGACACCGAUAUCCAGAGCCCAUUUUAUGUUCAGUGCACCAUGUGCAGUCGCCAGUUUACCACUGAAAACUCCCUGCAGAACCACGUGGCUGAGAGUCACACUGAUGCAAAUCAGGAAACCUCAACUGAGAAAGAGAAGACGGCAGCUCAGAGCACUGCCACCACGCGGAGAUCAGCUCGCAGGAGGAGGACACCCACCAAAUAUCAGAGAGACACUGUGGAGCACACUAUCGACACUCUUGAGAAAAAACAAAGGACUGUAUCACCAAGAGAGCACGAUGAAGAAAGAAUGGAAGAAGCAGGAAAGUUGACUGUAGAAAACCGAUUGGCCAAACUGGACGCAAAUGAGACCUCCAAACCAGCUCGGGGGGAAGAUGUAGCGGACGAGGAGGAAGAGGAUGGAGACAUGAAUGAAGACGGGGUCGCCCUGAGUAAAGUUGUUGAGGUGUGCGCAGUAGAUGAGAGCAAGGGUCAGCAGGUUUUAGAUCCAGAAAGGGAUCAGCAACAGGCGGAUGGAGAGGUGAAGGUGAAGGUGAAGGUGCCAGCAGCAGGAAGCUCUAUCCAGAGUCCAGUGUACCCUGAGGGUCUGGCUCCUGUCAUCAUCCAAACCUCCAGCAAGAAGAUUCUCAAGUGCCCCAAAUGUGACAAGACCUUUGACCGUGCAGGGAAGUACGAGAGUCAUACCAGAGUGCACACGGGAGAGAAACCAUUUCAGUGUGACGUCUGUCUUCAGCGCUACUCCACCAAGUCGAACCUGACCGUACACAAGAAGAAGCACGCCAGCGACGCGCCCUUCCAGAAGAAGGAGCACAAAUGCCCCUUCUGCAACAAACUGCAUGCCAGCAAGAAAACCCUGGCCAAGCAUGUCAGGAGGUUUCAUCCAGACCACAUCCAAGAGUUUCUUACCAAGAGGAAGAGGAAGAGCGAAGGCUGGAAAUGUGCUAUUUGUCUGAAGACCUUCACCCGCAGGCCUCAUCUGCAGGAGCACAUGAUCCUGCACACCCAGGACCGGCCUUUCAAAUGCUCCUUCUGUGACGAAUACUUCAAGUCUAGGUUCGCCAGACUAAAGCACCAAGAAAAGUACCACUUGGGUCCCUUUCCCUGUGAGAUUUGUGGUCGACAGUUUAAUGACACAGGCAACCGAAAGAGGCACAUUGAGUGCACACAUGGAGGAAAGAGAAAGUGGACCUGCUUUGUUUGUGGUAAAUCCGUAAGGGAACGAACUACUUUGAGAGAGCACUUGAGGAUCCACAGUGGGGAGAAGCCUCACCUCUGUAGCAUCUGUGGCCAGAGUUUCCGUCAUGGCAGCUCUUACAGGCUCCACCUCCGAGUUCACCAUGACGACAAGCGCUACGAGUGUGACGAAUGCGGGAAGACCUUCAUACGCCAUGAUCACCUGACCAAACAUCAGAAAAUACACUCCGGUGAGAAAGCACACCAAUGUGAAGAGUGUGGCAAGUGCUUCAGGCGCCACGAUCACCUGACGGUCCACUACAAGAGCAUUCAUUUGGGAGAGAAAGUUUGGCAGAAGUAUAAAACCGCUGUGCAUCAGUGUGAGGUUUGCAAGAAAGAAUUUAAAGGAAAGUCCAGUCUGGAAAUGCACUUCAGGACCCACUCGGGUGAGAAACCCCACAGGUGUCCGGAGUGCAACCAGUCAUUUCGGAUCAAGAAGACCUUGACGAAGCACAUGGUGACUCACUCAGACGCUCGUCCUUUUAACUGCCCCAACUGCAGCGCCACCUUUAAAAGAAAAGACAAGCUCAAGUACCACGUUGACCACGUGCACAGCACCCGUUUCACCGGGCAGUCCCACGGCACACUCGCUGAGGACAAAACCGUCUCCAUUCCUUAUGAGGAGCCCUCGAAGGCAUACGUCGCUGAAGCUAAGUCAGCCCUCCAGAGCAGCCCUUCUCCUACGAAUGUCUGCGUGCCCGUCGCUUUAGUUCCGGUCCAGAUGGCGGGUGAAGCGCAGGGUGACCCGAAUGCUAGUAGGUCCACUUCUCUCUCCUCCCAAACUCACAGUGUUGUGAGCAUGCAGGAUCAAGGACCGCAGCAGAACUCCAGCUACCAGGCGGCUACAGACCUGGCGUUCUUAGAAAAGUACACCCUCACCCCUCAGGCCGCCAACAUUGUCCACCCUGUGAGGCCCAAUCAGAUGCUGGACCCCCGAGAGCAGUCCUACCUGGGCACGCUGCUGGGACUGGAUUCAGCUUCCUCUGUGCAGAACAUCUCAAACUCUGAGCUCACACACUGAUGCUCCUCAGAAAGAAAUCUGGGAAGGCACCGUCCAGCAAACAGUAUUCACCACAAAAAUAUACUCGCACUUCAAUACAGAGGACAAUUAUGCAACAUGAUUAUAUUUAAGACAAGCAUGGGAUAACCUCUUUGAUAAGCCUGAUCUCAGGAAAUUCACUCCUCAUUGUCACCAAAAUACAUAUUCAUGUGGUAUGUAAAAAAAAAAAAAAAACUGUGGAUUGAAAUAAGCGUCUUUCUGUUGUAACUUAAGUAAAACGAUGACAAAUAUCACCAUAACUCUCUGUCUGAAAAAGCAGGUGUUGGAACAUUUUUGUACCAAAAGUAUGAGAUGAACUCAAAUCUAAAAAUGAAAAAUUCAUUUUCCGAUGGCUGAUGUUUGAUCAUCUCUUGUUGUCAGUGAGUUAUGGUGGCACAAAUAACUUAUGUGUUUUUAAGGAGACAAAGCUAUUUAAUAUUUAAGGAGUCAGUUGAUUGACGGAAAAAGUAAUUUGUCAAUUUGGACAAAUCAGUUGAGUAAUUUAUCGAGUAAAAAUAGCAAUAAUGUGUUGGUUGUAACUUCUUGAUCUUGGUUGUAGUAACUUAUGAUAAACCAUGACUAUUUUUUAUAAAUUAAUUGGCUUACCAAAUCAAUAAAUAAAUAAUUAAACUGCAA